AUUGACGGCUUGGAUGUAUAGAUAAAUCACGAUGGGCCGGCCCACAGAACUGCCCGUUCGGGGCUAGAGACGGGCGGGGGUAGGACGCAAUCCGCGUCCGAUUGAUUGUACAUUGGGGACAUUAGGUAAAAAUCCCUUCUCUUUACUUCGUUCACAAUCUUUCCUCAGCUCUCUUGAGUUCAUACAAAUCCUUCUUUCUCCCGCCACGAAACCGCCCUCCACUCUCAAAACCGAAAAGGCAAAAAGCCAGAAACUAUGCAGUCCGAAACCGCUACCCCUUAUCCCAUCAAAACCGUGGUGGUUUUGGUCCAAGAAAACCGCUCCUUCGACCACAUACUCGGAUGGAUGAAAUCCCUCAAUCCCGAGAUCAACGGCGUCACGGGCACCGAGUUCAACCCCAUCUCCACAACCGAACUCGAAUCCGAGCGGAUUUACUUCGGGGACCGGUCCGAAUACGUCGACCCGGACCCGGGGCACACCAUCGAGGAGAUCUACGAGCAGGUUUUCGGGGAGGAAUAUCCCGUCAACGGCGGAGAGGGAUCUUCCGUCAAGGCUCCGUUAAUGAACGGUUUCGCGCAGCAGGCGGAGAAAGUGCAGAAGGGGAUGUCGAAGACAGUGAUGAAUGGAUUCCGUCCGGACGCCGUGCCGGUUUACAAGACGCUGGUGUCGGAAUUCGCUGUUUUUGAUAGGUGGUUCUCGUCCGUUCCCUCGCUGACUCAGCCGAAUCGGCUGUUCGUGCACUCGGCCACGUCGAACGGUUCGACUGCCAAUGACACGAUGCAGCUCAUACUGGGGUAUCCGCAGAAGACGAUUUUUGAGUCGUUGGAUGAGGCUGGAUUAACGUUUGGGAUUUACUAUCAGUACCCUCCUUCCACGCUUUUCUACAGGAACUUAAGGAAGUUGAAAUACAUAGGGAAAUUCCACAACUUCGAUCUGCAGUUCAAGAGUCACUGUGAAGAAGGGAAGCUGCCAAACUAUGUGGUGAUUGAGCAACGAUAUUUCGACAUGAAACUGCUGCCUGGGAACGACGAUCACCCAUCGCACGACGUCUCAGAAGGGCAGAAAUUCGUGAAAGAGGUCUACGAGGCUCUUCGAGCAAGCCCGCAGUGGAAUGAGAUGUUGUUCAUCAUCACCUAUGAUGAGCAUGGAGGAUUCUAUGAUCAUGUCCCGACUCCUGUGACUGGGGUCCCGAGCCCGGAUGACAUUGUGGGUCCCGAGCCAUAUAACUUCCGGUUCGACCGACUUGGUGUUCGGGUCCCCACCAUCAUGAUUUCUCCUUGGAUCGAGCGAGGAACUGUGAUACACGGACCAGUGGGGCCAUAUGCUACAUCUGAAUUUGAACACUCUUCCAUUCCAGCAACAGUGAAGAAGAUUUUCAACUUGAAGGACUUCUUGACAAAGCGCGAUGCAUGGGCCGGCACAUUUGAGACUGUCAUAACACUCGAUAGUCCUAGAACAGACUGCCCAGUUACAUUGCCAGAGCCAACGAAACUGAGAGAGGGCGAUGCAAACGAAUCAGCGAAGCUAAGCGAAUUUCAACAGGAAUUGGUGCAAAUGGCUGCCACCUUGAACGGGGAUCAUAGUAGAGAUAUCUAUCCACACAAGCUAGUGGAGAACAUGGCAGUCAAGGACGCCACCAAUUACAUAACAGAUGCCUUCAAAACCUUCUUAGAAGCAUGUGAGAACGCCAAGAAGAAUGGAGCGGAUGAAUCAGAGAUCGUCGUUGUGUCAAGCCAUCCUAAGGAGCCACCAGUGGAGAAGAAGAAGAAGAAAUCCUUUGCUCAUAAAAUGUUUGCCUGUUUGGCUUGCAAUAAUUCUUAGAGACUCAGUUACAAUUUAUUUUCUUGUUUCAUUAAAUUGUUUCGUAUCAUUAAAAAAUAAGCCCACGCAAAAAGAUUGAUCUGAUUUUUUAGAAUUAUUGCCAAGUCCCAAUUUAAAUGAAUUAUUAAGCAAGUUUUGAUUGAGUUAAAUUAGAAAAUGGUUAAUAAGAUUAGGAAAACCAUCUUCUAUAUAAGGGCUAGCUAAUAUAUACUCAAUCCAUGGAAAACGUCCCUUCCUCUCCAGCUUGUUGAGUAAAGUAGUUUGUUGGUUUA
This is a messenger RNA of Magnolia sinica, 2093 nucleotides long. RefSeq names its product non-specific phospholipase C4-like. Lineage: Eukaryota; Viridiplantae; Streptophyta; Magnoliopsida; Magnoliales; Magnoliaceae. Gene Ontology annotation, biological process: phospholipid catabolic process. The record is from RefSeq and is a predicted model, not a curated record. Gene Ontology annotation, molecular function: hydrolase activity, acting on ester bonds. Bases 256 to 1821 code for a protein of 521 amino acids. The transcript has 4 exons.